GGGGGCGGGCUUAGGCUGAGCCGUGGCCGCCACAGCCCAUCGUAGUGCCGCAUGGUGCUUGGCACUCCAGAGAGCCAAUAGGAAUGAAAGGAUUCAUUUGAAUCGCCCAAUGUCGACGGGCUAGGGGGCGGGGGUUGAAAACCCUAUAAAGGCGUCGAUCGGCCGGACACUCGGCUGCGGCGGCUCCUGCAGCGGUGGACGGCUGUUGGGUGUGGAGUUUCCCUGCGCUCCUCGGGUCCGACCCUUUGAGCUUUCUCCUCCCGCGCCAGCCUACCUCGCUCCUCGGCGCCAUGACCACAACCACCACCUUCAAAGGAGUCGACCCCAACAGCAGGAAUAGCUCCCGGGUUUUGCGGCCUCCAGGUGGUGGAUCCAAUUUUUCAUUAGGUUUUGAUGAACCAACAGAACAACCUGUGAGGAAGAACAAAAUGGCCUCUAAUAUCUUUGGGACACCUGAAGAAAAUCAAGCUUCUUUGGCCAAGUCGGCAGGUGCCAAGUCUAGUGGUGGCAGGGAAGACUUGGAGUCAUCUGGACUGCAGAGAAGGAACUCCUCUGAAGCAAGCUCCGGAGACUUCUUAGAUCUGAAGGGAGAAGGUGAUAUUCAUGGACCAGUUACUUUUGCAUUGGACCGAAGAUGUAUUAAUUACUGUUUGUGUUCUAUUUGUACCAUUCUGGAAAGACUUCUGGAGACAGGGCGGCCCAGCAGAGGGACUACUCACCUCCCAGAUGGGGCGGCCGGGCAGAGACGCUCCUCACUUCCCAGACGGGGCAGCGGGACUACUCACCUCCCAGACGGGGCGGCCGGGCAGAGGAAUGGCUACAGGAAUGACUUCGGAGUUUACAUCUUGAGAAAUCUAAGAGGGAGAAGGUCCAGGAAGUUGAGGCAGAGAAGUCUCCCUGACUGCAGAAAAUGUGGACAUAGACUUGCCAGGCAGCCUGAGGCAGAGUGAAGAGAAGCCCGUGCCUGCCGCACCUGUGCCCAGCCCGGUGGCGCCGGCCCCAGUGCCAUCCAGAAGAAAUCCCCCUGGCGGCAAGUCCAGCCUCGUCUUGGGUUAGCUCUGACUGUCCUGAACACUGUCGUUUUGUCUGUUUCCUCCAUGCUUGUGAACUGCACAACUUGAGCCUGACUGUACAUCUCUUGGAUUUGUUUCAUUAAAAAGAAGCACUUUAUGUACUGCUGUCUUUUUUUUUUUUUUUUUUUCUGAACAGGUUUCUCUCUGUCCUUGACUCUUGGGUCUGUGGGCUGUGGCAUGAGUGUUUUCUAGUAGUAGAUUGGAGGGAAAGCUUUGUGACACUUAGUACUGUGUUUUUAAGAAGAAAUAAUUUGGUUCCAGAUGUGUUUGUUAGAGGAUCUUUUGUACUGAGGUUUUUAACACUUUACUUGGGUUUACCAAGCCUCAACUGGACAGACCAUAAACAGUCCACAGGCAGCGUUCCUGCCAGGCCCCAACCCACAGGGAGUCUCUCCGCAGAGCCUUCUUGGUGUUGCCCUAACUUGCCAGUGGCCUUUGCUCAGAGCCUCCUCCUUUGCCAUGUGAACAAUGAAGAGGCCUGCGCCUCAUGCCUUGCCGCCUGCAAAGCAAAGAAACUGCCUUUUAUUUUUUAACCUUAAAAAGUAGCCAGAUAGUAACAAGACCGGCUGGCUGAUGAGCAAAGCCUCUGCUCUCAGGCAGAGGAAGGCUUGGAUGUACAAUGAAACUGACUGGAACUAAAAGCAGUAAAGCAAGGGAGGCAAUCACACCGAAGUGGGUCUUCCUCCAGGAACGGGGUCCCACAGGGGUGUUGUUUUAAAUAACUUAAUGCUGUGUGCAUGAUGCUGGUGCUUGACCAUGAAAGGAAAGUCUCAUCCUUAAAAUGUGUUGUACUUCACAAUCCUGGACUGUUGCUUCAAGUAAACAAUAUCCACAUUUUGAAA
Symphalangus syndactylus (siamang) is the source of this 1915-nucleotide messenger RNA. It is a transcript of the gene JPT1, whose product is annotated as Jupiter microtubule associated homolog 1. NCBI's taxonomy places the organism in Eukaryota, Metazoa, Chordata, Mammalia, Primates, Hylobatidae. Gene Ontology annotation, cellular component: nucleus. The record is from RefSeq and is a predicted model, not a curated record.